Molecule: messenger RNA, 2863 nt
Organism: Acanthisitta chloris (rifleman)
Lineage: Eukaryota; Metazoa; Chordata; Aves; Passeriformes; Acanthisittidae
Gene: IGHMBP2
Product: immunoglobulin mu binding protein 2
Exons: 14
Molecular function (GO): ATP binding; ATP hydrolysis activity; 5'-3' DNA helicase activity
Source: RefSeq, a predicted model, not a curated record
GGCAUGGCAAGAGAGCAUCUCCCUGAAGGAACUGCAGCGGAGAGGUGUCUGUCUGCUCAAGCUCCAAGUCACCAGCCAGAGAACUGGCCUCUACGGGCGGCUCCUCGUGACAUUCCAGCCCAGGAAAUGGGAUUCGGAUGCUGAGCUGCCCUCCAACAGUUUUGGGCCUGGGGACAUCGUGGGGCUCUAUGAUUCAGCUGGGCAAGGUGACCCACUGUGCACGGGUGUCGUGACACGUGUCACCUCCAAAGCAGUGACAGUGGCCUUGGAGGAGUCCCGUGAGGGCACACUGAGUGUGGACCGGGAGUGCUCCUUCCGCCUGCUCAAGCUGGCCAAUGAUGUCACCUACAACAGGCUGAAAAGAGCUUUAACUGCCCUUAAGCAGUACCGUGGUGGUCCAGCCUCCGACCUGAUUGAUGUCCUCUUCUUUGCCUCUGCUCCAAGUGCAUUCAGUGAAACAAAGCCUCUGAAAUUUUUCAAUGCCUCUCUGGACACAUCACAGAGAGAAGCUGUCUCCUUCUCCCUGGCUCAGAGGGAACUCGCCAUCAUCCACGGACCACCUGGCACAGGGAAGACCACGACCCUGGUAGAGAUCAUCCUGCAAGCUGUCCACCAAGGUCUGAAGGUGCUGUGUUGUGCCCCUUCCAAUGUGGCGGUGGAUAACCUGGUGGAACGUCUGGCUGGCUCCAAGGUCCACAUCCUGCGGCUGGGACACCCUGCUCGCCUCCUUGAGCCCAUCCAGCAGCAUUCCCUGGAUGCAGUCCUGGCCCAUGGGGACAAUGCCCAGAUAGUGGCAGAUAUCAGGAAGGACAUCGACCAGGCCUGGGCAAAAACCAAAAAGGCCCAAGACAAGGGAGAGCGAAGCCAUUUUCUCAGUGAGAUUAAGACACUGAGGAAGGAGCUGAAGGAGCGAGAAGAAGCUGCCAUGGCUGCAGCCCUGACCCAUGCCAGCAUUGUCCUUGCCACCAAUACAGGUGCUUCCUCUGAUGGCCCUCUGAAGCUGCUGCCUGAAAACCACUUCGAUGUGGUGGUGAUUGAUGAGUGUGCUCAGGCCCUGGAAGCCAGUUGCUGGAUUCCUCUGCUGAAGGCUCCCAAGUGCAUCCUGGCUGGGGAUCACAAGCAGCUGCCUCCCACCAUCAUCUCCCACAAGGCUGCGGCCGCGGGGCUGUCGCUGAGCCUGAUGGAGCGGCUGGCGGGGCACUACGGGGCGCAGGAAAAAAACCGCAUGCACCAGGCCAUCAUGGAGUGGGCAUCCAUGGAGCUGUACGGCGGCCACCUCACUGCUCACCCCUCUGUGGCACAACACCUUCUCAGGGACCUGCCAGGAGUCAUCUCUACAGAAGAGACCACCAUUCCCUUGUUGCUUAUAGACACUGCUGGCUGUGGCCUGUUUGAGCUGGAAGUGGAGGAAGAACAGUCCAAGGGGAAUCCAGGAGAGGUGCAGCUGGCUGGGCUGCAUGUCCAGGCCUUGAUGGAUGCUGGAGUGAAGGCAAAGGACAUUGCUGUGGUGGCCCCCUACAACCUUCAGGUGGACAUGCUACGAGAGCACCUUUGCCACAGCCACCCUGAGCUAGAAAUUAAAUCAGUUGAUGGUUUCCAAGGAAGAGAGAAAGAGGCAGUGAUCCUGUCCUUUGUGAGAUCCAACAAGAAAGGUGAGGUGGGUUUCCUGGCUGAGGAACGUCGGAUCAACGUGGCGGUGACACGUGCCCGGCGCCCCGUAGCCAUCAUCUGCGACAGCCACACUGUGGGCAGCCAACCCUUCCUGCGGCGGCUGCUGGAGCACCUCACCCAGCACGGCCAGGUGCGCUCGGCCUUCGAGUACCUGGAUGACCUUGUGCCUGAAAACUACUCAGGCCAGGGGCAAGGUGAACGUCAGCACAGCCCAAAGCCUCGUGUGGCAUCCAACCCCAAACCACAGCCAGCUCCAGGCAAGAAGCACAAGGCUGGAGCAGCAAGCCAGAAACCUGGAGCGCGUUCCUCUCCGAGCACCACCAGACCUAGGAGAGAGGAGACAAAGGAUGUUGCUGACAGGUUCAGGGCCAUGCUGGCAGCCUUCCUGGCGAGCAGUGAGGUGCAGCUGGAUUUCCCCCCAUCCCUAAGUUCUCACGACCGGAUGGUGGUUCACCAGCUGGCGGAGGAGCAGGGGCUGCAGCACCUGAGCACCGGGGAGGGCCGGGACAGGUACCUCAGCGUUCGGAAGAGAGAGCCCACCGAGCCCUCACUGCCCACAGCUGUCCCCCACACUGAGCAGCCUCUUCCUCAGCCUCUUCCUCAGCCCCUUGCUCAGCCCCUUCCUCAGCCUCAGCAUCCCAGCAGAAACACCCCUGUCCCUGCGGAGCUGGGAGAAAGCAGUGAGGGCUCGGGGAAAGUGGACCUGAAAUCCCUGCACCUGGAGAGAGUCCAGAGGGAGAAAGCCAGGCGGGAAGAGACAUUGAGGAAGGUGCAGGAGCCCAGCGCUGGCAGCAGGAAAAAGGACAAAAGUGAAGCCAAAGGAAAGCCAGUGGUCAAGAGUGAAGCAGAGGAAGAUUUUGAUGCUCUGAUCUCUGCUGCCAUCAAAGCUGACAGGACCUGUGGCUUUCCCCACUGCAAAGCCACUGUCACAACCCUGGGACAGCUCUGCCACCACUGCAACCGGUGCUACUGCCUCAGCCACCACAUCCCUGAGGUCCAUGGCUGUGGGGAGAAGGCCAAGGCUCAUGCUCGGCAGCGGAUCAGCAGGGAAGGGAUCCUGUAUCCCGGGAGUGGCUCCAAGGACAAAUCCCUGGAUCCUGCCAAACGAGCCCACCUCCAGCGGCGCCUGGACAAGAAGCUCAGUGAGAUGACAAGCCAGAGGAAGGGCAAAAAGAAAGACAAGGAAAAAUGA